Cuscuta europaea is the source of this 1917-nucleotide messenger RNA. The record is from the annotation of a GenBank genome assembly. Lineage: Eukaryota; Viridiplantae; Streptophyta; Magnoliopsida; Solanales; Convolvulaceae.
UGCAAAUGCUAUGUGAAUUCCUACGGAAUUGGGGACACCCUUCAAAUAUGAACGCAUAAGUUGCAGCUUGACCAGACCCGAAACUGUUGAAGACCCCAUCAUCGUCUUGAGGAACUGUGAGUCUGUGAUCAGAAUCCCAAACCCACGAUCGACGAUGUCGACAGCGGAGGUAGCGAAUGUUCUUACCGGGGCAGGAAGAGAGGACAGCUGCUCAGCGAAGCCUACAAAGCAAGGAGAAGGCCUCAAGCAGUACUACUCGCAGCACAUCCACGAUCUCCAGCUUCAAGUCCGCCAAAAGAGUCACAAUCUCAAUCGCCUUGAAGCCCAGCGCAACGAGCUCAAUUCUGAAGUGAGAAUGUUGAAGGAAGAGUUACAAUUGCUACAGGAGCCUGGAUCUUAUGUUGGUGAAGUUGUCAAAGUGAUGGGCAAAUCAAAGGUUUUAGUUAAAGUACACCCUGAAGGCAAAUAUGUGGUUGACAUUGAUAAGAACAUUGAUAUAACAAAGAUUACUCCCUCUACUAGGGUUGCUCUUCGCAAUGAUAGUUAUGUUCUCCAUCUGAUAUUGCCUAGCAAAGUGGAUCCAUUGGUCAAUCUUAUGAAAGUUGAAAAAGUUCCCGAUUCUACUUAUGACAUGAUUGGUGGUCUUGAUCAACAAAUCAAGGAGAUUAAGGAGGUUAUUGAGCUUCCUAUUAAACACCCUGAGUUGUUUGAGAGUCUCGGAAUUGCUCAACCAAAGGGAGUUCUGCUUUAUGGACCCCCAGGUACAGGGAAAACAUUAUUGGCAAGAGCUGUUGCACAUCAUACUGAUUGUACCUUCAUAAGGGUAUCUGGUUCUGAACUCGUGCAGAAAUAUAUUGGAGAAGGAUCUCGAAUGGUGAGAGAACUAUUUGUUAUGGCCAGAGAACAUGCCCCGUCUAUUAUAUUCAUGGAUGAAAUUGAUAGCAUUGGAUCUGCUAGAAUGGAAUCAGGAAGCGGCAAUGGUGAUAGUGAAGUGCAGCGCACUAUGCUGGAGCUUCUUAACCAACUCGAUGGAUUUGAGGCAUCAAACAAGAUCAAGGUAUUGAUGGCCACGAAUCGUAUAGAUAUUCUGGACCAAGCGCUGCUCAGACCAGGAAGAAUUGACCGAAAAAUUGAAUUUCCCAAUCCCAAUGAAGAGUCUCGCUGGGAUAUCUUGAAGAUUCAUUCAAGGAAAAUGAACUUGACGCGCGGGAUUGACUUAAAGAAGAUAGCAGAAAAGUUGAAUGGUGCUUCGGGGGCUGAACUUAAGGCUGUUUGUACUGAAGCUGGGAUGUUUGCUCUGAGGGAGAGAAGAGUCCACGUGACACAAGAAGAUUUUGAGAUGGCAGUUGCCAAGGUUAUGAAGAAGGAUACCGAGAAGAACAUGUCCUUGCGCAAGCUUUGGAAGUAAAUAUAUAUAUAUAUAUACACACACACACACACACACACACACACACUAAUAUAUACUACUACUAUUUACUACGCAGUAGUAUGUAUCAUGCCUCCACUAUUCUCAUCUUUAGUUCUUCGGAUAUUACUUUCCCUUUAGGCUAUGCAGUAAGAGUGUGAGCUUAUUCUGUUUUCUUGUAUCAAAACUUGUUUCGGAUUUGCCCAUUUUAGAUGCGUUUUUACAGAAUUUACACUGAUGGCGUAGUAUUAUCUUUGGAGUUUCUCGACUUCUCAACUAUUCAAGUUCACCGAAAACCAAGUUGUCAUCGGUCUAAUGUGUGGUUGAGGUUGGGGUUUAAAAGACAUUUUUGAGAAGUUCUCUGUGGAAUUUGGCUGUCAUAGGUCUGUUGUUUCAUGUUUACUUUUGGAUACUACUACCUAUGAAGUGCUUGCUGGUAAGGGUUUUAUUUUCUAGAAUCCACCCGUAGUAAUAAUACACUAAUACAGAGUAAAUCCCAAUUUCCAAAUAAG